AUGCAUCUUAUGUACACCCUCGACGCGGCUGGAAAGCGCAAGUACACUUUGAAGAAAGUGAUUGGAGGCGAGGUGACCAAGAGUGCGCAUCCAGCCAGAUUCAGCCCGGAUGAUAAGUAUUCGAGACAUAGAGUUACGUUGAAGAAGAGAUAUGGAUUGCUUUUGGUGCAGCAGAAGGAUCUCAAGGUUUUGGGCCAAUAA
Messenger RNA from Botrytis sinoallii, 201 nucleotides. RefSeq lists its product as uncharacterized. Gene Ontology annotation, biological process: ribosome biogenesis; rRNA pseudouridine synthesis; snRNA pseudouridine synthesis. Gene Ontology annotation, cellular component: box H/ACA snoRNP complex; box H/ACA telomerase RNP complex. Lineage: Eukaryota; Fungi; Ascomycota; Leotiomycetes; Helotiales; Sclerotiniaceae. The record is from RefSeq and is a predicted model, not a curated record. The coding region runs from base 1 to 201 and encodes 66 amino acids. Gene Ontology annotation, molecular function: box H/ACA snoRNA binding; telomerase RNA binding. The transcript is spliced from 2 exons.